CGCGGCAAUCGUUCCACCAGCGCGCUUCGACAGUAACUUGCUCGUUUUGUUUGCGCUUAGUGCACGAAGGAAGCAGUUUUGUAAAGUGAUCUGUUCCAGGUUUAUUUUCCCCAGCAUUUAUUCUGCUUACGAUGACCGAGGCGCAGAUCUGUGAUAUUAGCCCAGAUGCAAAGGAGCAGAUCAGCAAAUUUCGCUUUCGUCGCAAUGCCUCUAACACGGCUCUGAUCCUAAAAAUCGAUCGCGAAAAGCAGCUAGUCACCGUGGACGAGCUGCUGGACGAUGUGGGAAUCGAAGAGCUGCAGGAACAGCUGCCAAGCCACCAGCCACGCUUCAUCAUCUACAGCUACAAGAUGGUGCAUGAUGACUCACGGAUAUCCUACCCGAUGUGCUUCAUUUUCUACACCCCACGGGACAGCCAGAUGGAACUAGGUAUGCUGUACGCCAAAACGCGUAUGGCCUUACAGCGUGAGGCGGAUCUGACGCGCUACUACGAGAUCCGCGAGCUGGACGACAUGACGGAGGAUUGGCUAAGGGAGAAGCUGCGAUAAACUGGUGCCACUUUGCGAAACGAAAACCACAUCACCAGGGAGAGCACCUUGCACAGGCAUACACACACAUCGCACACGCACAACGAACGUGCACGUAUCGCACCUAGCAAUGAAUGAUAGCCCAGUAGAGAUUCGAUAAGGAGUUUGCCAAAAAAAAGAAGAUAAAAAACAAAUCGAAAAAAAAGUACUCCAAAUGCCAGACAAAAAUAAUCAGAAACUAACAGCUUUUAGUAAUGGGUUUUUUCCAACCCGCUUAAGAGUACGGUGCGUAUUUAGACAAAUUAUUAACGUAAACGUAUCAACUAGCGCAGUAUUUCUCGAACGAUUUUCCGUUCCGUUCCGUUCGAUUCAGUACCUCCAGUAACUGAAUAUCAUCCGGGACGAGUAGGAGAGUAAACAAAAACUACAGACCACUAAACGGCUUUUGCUGACAAAAGAUACAAACAAAUCAACUACAUAUGCAGGAAUAUUGAGAUAGAUUAUUCGUAUGCAACGACGAUAUUAUAUCGCGUGUGAUAGAAGCUAAUAGCUACUAACCAACCGUGUCCGUGUUAGAAGAUGAAGUAUUCCUACCCGCGCUUAGAACGCGGCACAUUACUCGUAUCGUAGUUUACUAGUGCGAGCGCGAAGAGCAAUAGUGCAUUAAGUAUGUCUUUCCGUUUCUAAGGCGGCACAAUUUACCGAGACGAGUACAAUAUUGAUGGUGAUUUUUGUGUGGAAUUUUUGUUCGUUUCCUUUGUUGCGUUUACUGUAAGCGUGAUACAGCGUUGUAUCAUUUUCGACUGAAUACAAAGACGAUCGUGACAAGCGCGCGAUAGAAACGCCAAUAGUGAUCACAAAACGGCUGAUGAGAAUAGCGUCAUGACAUCCUUCCUACGGUUAGCGUACCGUAUGCCGAGGCAUUCGGCGACAGCGUAGCGCUAAAAUAGGGCUUUGAUUUGGUCAUUUUCCUGGCCUGACCUGUACUUUAGUCAUUGUGUUACCGUAUAGCGUAUC
Messenger RNA from Anopheles nili, 1544 nucleotides. RefSeq names its product glia maturation factor beta (gene GMF). Gene Ontology annotation, biological process: actin filament debranching; negative regulation of Arp2/3 complex-mediated actin nucleation. The transcript is spliced from 3 exons. Bases 132 to 548 code for a protein of 138 amino acids. NCBI's taxonomy places the organism in Eukaryota, Metazoa, Arthropoda, Insecta, Diptera, Culicidae. The record is from RefSeq and is a predicted model, not a curated record. Gene Ontology annotation, cellular component: actin cortical patch. Gene Ontology annotation, molecular function: Arp2/3 complex binding; actin binding.